CGGGAUCCUUUUUCUCUUCCGAUAAUACGACGAGCCCUUCCCGUUGACCGUACUUGGAAAUUGGAAGCAACUCCAUCGGAAGGACAACAUCUGAGUAACAUUAACUUGCAAUGUUCAGUAGGAAAGGUGCUUCAGAACAAUUUUCUUCACCCUUAUCUCUCCUUUCUCUGUUCAAAACUGGCAGACAAGGAUACCAACGACCCAAAUUUUAUCCUUUUUUUCUCCGGACAGAUCAACAACAGGAAGGUGGUGGGUGUGUUUAUGUGUAUAUGGAAGAUAAUACAAAUGGAGUUUAAGAAGAAGGAGAAAAUAGUUUUGGGUUUGGAAGAAGGGUUACUUGGAAUAGGAGUUUUGCUAAUUCAGAUCUUCCUCUCUCUCCUCAAUUUUUCCUCUCAUUUCACAAAACCCGAACACCCUCUGGUCUUUCUUUUUCCUUCCUGCCUCCCCUCCGCGAUGGCUCGUCAUUCUCGGAGGGAGUCCUCUUCCGAUUCUGUGGUUUGUCCUGAUACUGAUCUUCUCUGGCCAUUCGGGAAGCUUGACGGGCUUGAUCGGGAUGAAAUCCGCGAGACCGCGUAUGAGAUCUUUUUCGCAGCGUGUCGGUCAUCACCUGGAUUUGGAGGCAGAACUGCUCUCACGUUUUACUCCAAGCACAAUGGUGGUGACCAUCAAGGAGAUGGAGUAGGAGGAGGAGGAGGUGGAGGAUCCGGGUCGUCUAACGGGUCUGCAUUCGGGUCUUUAGGGAGGAAAGAAGUGGUGACAACCCCAACAAGCCGUGUGAAAAGAGCGUUAGGGUUGAAGAUGCUAAAAAGAUCUCCGUCGAGGCGAAUGUCGACGGUAGGGACAGCUGCGGGAGCCGUUUCUGCUCCUACGUCGCCUGGUAAUGGAAGCACAGGAGGUGGUUCGUUGGGACACAUUAGCCCCGGAGCUGUGUUCUUGACGGUCCCGCCUUCUCGUCCUAGACGACCGUUAACCUCUGCGGAAAUCAUGAGGCAACAAAUGAGGGUGACGGAACAGAGUGACACUCGGCUUCGGAAAACCCUAACGAGGACGCUUGUUGGCCAAACGGGUAGGCGAGCAGAGACGAUCAUCCUUCCGUUAGAGCUUCUCCGGCACGUGAAAAUGUCGGAGUUUGGUGACGUACAUGAGUAUCAGAUUUGGCAAAGACGACAGCUCAAAGUCCUUGAAGCCGGUCUUCUCCUUCACCCAUCAAUCCCUCUUGACAAAACCAACAACUUUGCAAUGCGUCUCCGAGAAAUCAUCCGCCAGAGCGAGACGAAGCCCAUCGACACCGGAAAAACCUCAGAAACAAUGCCGACGCUCUGUAACGUUGUGGUCUCCUUGUCCUGUCGAAACGCCUCCAACCAGACCACCGACGUAUGCCAUUGGGCUGAUGGGUACCCUCUUAACAUGCAUCUUUAUGUGGCGCUCUUGCAAUCGAUUUUCGACAUUCGUGAUGAGACAUUGGUUCUUGAUGAGAUCGAUGAGCUCCUGGAACUGAUGAAGAAGACAUGGUCGAUGCUGGGGAUAACGCGGCCUAUGCAUAACUUGUGUUUUACUUGGGUUCUGUUCCAUCAAUACAUUGUCACCUCUCAGAUGGAGCCAGACUUGCUUGGUGCCUCUCAUGCCAUGUUGGCUGAAGUUUCCAAUGACGCCAAGAAGUCUGACCGCGAGGCUCUUUACGUCAAGCUUUUAACCUCCACACUGGCUUCUAUGCAAGGAUGGACUGAGAAAAGGUUGUUGAGCUAUCAUGACUAUUUCCAAAUAGGGAACGUGGGAUUGAUCGAGAGUCUUCUGCCAUUGGCGUUGUCGUCAUCUAAGAUUUUGGGGGAAGACGUGACCAUCUCUCAAGGGAAUAGUCAAGAGAGAGGCGAUGUGAAAUUGGUCGAUUCCUCAGGGGAUCGCGUCGAUUACUAUAUCAGAGCCUCCAUCAAAGACGCCUUCUCAAAGAUAAUUGAGAGCGCGAAGUCCAAAAUCUCAGCAACAGAGGAAGGAGAAGAAGCGGCGAAGAUGCUACUUCAGCUAGCUAAGGAGACAGAGGAGCUAGCUUUGCACGAGCGCGAGUGUUUUAGCCCGAUACUCAAAAGAUGGCACUCGGUUGCAGCUGGUGUUGCCUCGGUUUCGCUUCAUCAAUGCUAUGGUUCCAUCUUGAUGCAGUACUUAGCCGGCCGGUCUACUAUCACUAAGGAGACUGUGGAAGUCCUGCUAAUGUCGGGGAAACUCGAGAAGGUUCUUGUGCAGAUGGUGGCUGAAGAGUCAGAGGAAUGUGAAGAUGGAGGCAAAGCUCUUGUCAGAGAAAUGGUCCCAUAUGAAGUCGAGGCGAUCAUACUGCGACUUUUAAGGCAGUGGAUGGAAGAGAAAUUGAAGACAGUUCAAGAAUGCUUGAGUAGGGCAAAGGAAGCUGAAACUUGGAACCCGAAAUCAAAAUCACAACCCUAUGCACAAUCUGCUGGAGAGCUGAUGAAGCUAGCUAAUGAUGCGAUCGACGAGUUCUUCGAGAUCCCGAUGGGGAUCACAGAAGAUCUGGUUCAAGAUCUCGCUGAAGGAUUAGAACAACUCUUCCAAGAGUACACCACGUUCGUUGCAUCUUGUGGAUCAAAACAGAGUUACAUCCCUACGCUUCCUCCUCUUACAAGAUGUAACAGAGACUCCAAGUUCGUGAAGCUUUGGAAGAAAGCCACGCCGUGUACUGCCUCAGGCGAAGGUCUUAACAGCCUCGGUGCAUCCCCGGGUAUCCCCGACGGCCACCACCCGCGUCCCUCCACGAGCCGUGGGACCCAACGCCUCUACAUUCGCCUCAACACAUUACAUUUCCUAAGCUCUCAGCUUCACUCCAUCAACAAAGCCCUCUCGCUCAACCCGAAGGUCCUCCCUGCGACCCGAAAACGCCACCGCGAACGGACCAGCUCAUCCUCCUACUUCGAGUUCACGCAAGGGGGGAUCGAAUCCGCGUGCCAGCACGUCUCUGAGGUCGCGGCUUACCGUUUAAUCUUCCUAGACUCAUACUCGGUCUUGUACGAGAGCCUCUACAUCGGAGAUGUCGCUAACGCGAGGAUCAAACCCGCGUUGCGGAUCUUGAAACAGAACCUAACGCUAAUGACAGCUAUUCUUGCGGAUCGAGCGCAAGCGCUAGCGAUGAGAGAGGUCAUGAAGGCUUCGUUCGAAGUGUUUCUAACGGUUCUGCUAGCGGGAGGAUAUUCCCGGGUUUUCUACCGAACGGAUCACGACCUAAUCGAAGAAGAUUUCGAGAGUUUAAAGAAGGUUUACUGCACUUGCGGCGAAGGGUUGAUACCGGAAGAGGUGGUGGAUCUGGAGGCGGAGACGGUGGAAGGAGUUAUACAAUUGAUGAAUCAGCCAACGGAGCAGCUUAUGGAAGAUUUUAGCAUCGUGACGUGCGAAUCAAGCGGGAUGGGAUUGGUCGGGACGGGACAAAAGCUUCCUAUGCCUCCAACGACUGGACGAUGGAACAGGUCGGAUCCGAACACGAUCUUACGAGUUCUUUGCUACAGAAACGAUCGUGUUGCUAAUCAGUUUUUGAAGAAAUCGUUCCAACUGGAUUUCCUCAGAUACAUAGAAAACCGUUUGUUUCAAAGAAAAAUGGCGACAAUGGCGACGCAAGGGCCAUGGCUGCGGAUUGCUUCCGUUACUCGGCCGAAAUCAGUGGCGACAUCAACGGAACUCGGUUUUCUGACCUCCCAACUCAGUGGCGUGAGAAUAUCACAUGGUUGCAGUGACGUCAUCAAUCGUAUUGCUUUACCUUCCGCUCCCUCCCUCCAACCUAUCGUCGCUCGUAGGAUCUGCCCUUUUACUGGGAAGAAGGCAAACAGAGCGAACAAAGUAUCCUUCUCUAACCACAAGACCAAGAAGUUGCAAUUCGUAAACUUGCAAUACAAAAAAGUUUGGUGGGAAGCUGGGAAACGUUUUGUGAAACUACGGCUAUCGACCAAGGCCUUGAAGACCAUUGAGAAAAACGGUCUCGACGCUGUUGCCAAGAAAGCUGGCAUUGAUCUUCGUAAGAAGUAG
Molecule: messenger RNA, 4020 nt
Organism: Thlaspi arvense
Lineage: Eukaryota; Viridiplantae; Streptophyta; Magnoliopsida; Brassicales; Brassicaceae
Source: the annotation of a GenBank genome assembly